AUGGUCAAACACCAUGACUUCAAACGCUGUGAGCAGUCUGGCUUCUGCACGAGGAACAGAGCCCUUGCAGAUUCCGUAUCUACAAAAGGAGGUCCUGAAUCCUCUCCAUACCGGCUGGAUGCCACGUCGGUGAAGUUCAAGAACGGACAACUGGAUGCGUUCAUAACAAAAACACUCGCCGACAACGACGCAGUCAAGCUGCCCUUGACUAUAUCAUUCCUCGAGCGGGGCAAUGUGCGAGUAACUAUUGACGAGGAAAAGAGGCGGAAGGGUGAGAUUGAACUCCGGCAUGGCAGUGUCGCUCGGAAAGAAAGGUACAACGAAGCUGGGGUAUGGGCGUUGACUGGAGCGGGCCUCCAAUCUCAGAAGACAGCCACGUUCAAAAGGGUCUCCGACAAUAUCGUUGAAGUAUCAUGGGGUCCCGAUAACGGGUUUAAAGCUAUCAUUCAGCACGCUCCAUUCAGAAUCGAGUUUUGGUCUGGGGAUGAGAAGCAGGUUGUCUUCAACGGCCAGGGCUUCAUGAACAUCGAACACUGGCGCCCCAAGAUCGAUAAACCGGUGGCAGCAGAUGAAAACAACACCGAGGUGGACUCAGCUGAGCCAGCUGAAGAUCAAAGCACCUGGUGGGAAGAGAACUUUGGUGGAAAUACCGACUCGAAACCCAGGGGCCCAGAGAGCGUAGCAAUGGAUAUUACCUUUGCUGGCUACGGCCACGUUUAUGGCCUUGCAGAACACACGGGGCCAUUGUCGCUCAAAGAAACCCGUGGCGGAGAUGGAAACUUUGACCAGCCAUACCGGAUGUACAACAGCGAUAUCUUCGAGUAUGAGCUCGAUAGUCCCAUGACCCUGUAUGGAUCGAUCCCUUUCAUGCAGGCUCACAGAAAAGGGUCGACGGUUGGCGUCUUUUGGCUCAAUGCUGCUGAAACCUGGGUAGACAUUGUCAAGACGAAGCAUGGCGCCAACCCGUUGACGCUCGGUCUGAGUGGCGGUGUCGUCGAUACACACACUCAUUGGAUGUCAGAGAGCGGGCUCCUUGACGUCUUUGUGAUGUUGGGCCCAACACCCAAAGAUGUGGCCAAGUCAUAUGGCGAAUUAACAGGUUACACACAGCUACCGGCAACUUUCGCGAUCGCAUACCACCAAUGCCGAUGGAAUUAUGUGAGCGACGAAGAUGUCAAGGAUGUGGACCGCAAGUUUGACAAAUUCAACAUCCCCUACGACGUCAUCUGGCUGGACAUCGAAUACACCGACGACAAGCAAUACUUCACCUGGGACCCUCUAACAUUCCCCGAUCCCAUUUCGAUGGAGAAGCAGCUUGACGAAACGGAACGCAAGCUUGUGGUGAUUAUAGAUCCUCAUAUCAAGAACAAGGACGGAUAUGUGGUUGGCCAGGAACUCAAAAGCAAAGGUCUUGCCGUAAAGAAUAAGGAGAACAAUAUCUUCGAAGGAUGGUGUUGGCCGGGAAGCUCUUAUUGGAUCGAUACCUUGAACCCUGCUGCCCGAGCUUGGUGGAAGGGUCUUUUUUCAUUUGACAAGUUCAAGGGCACCAUGUCCAACGUCUGGCUGUGGAACGACAUGAACGAGCCCUCUGUUUUUAACGGUCCGGAGAUCACCAUGCCUCGGGACAACAUUCACCACGGCAACUGGGAACAGCGGGAUGUGCACAACCUGUAUGGAAUGACAUUCCAUAAUGCUACUUACCAAGGCCUUCUGGAGCGCAAGAAGGGUGAGGUGCGGCGGCCUUUCGUUCUUACCAGGUCAUUCUACGCAGGUUCGCAAAGGACCGCCGCGAUGUGGACCGGUGACAACCAGGCCAGUUGGAGCCACCUUGCGGCCUCUCUUCCAAUGGUCCUCAAUCAAGGUGUGAGUGGCUUUCCGUUCGGAGGGGCGGAUGUCGGUGGAUUUUUUGGAAACCCCAGCAAGGAACUACAGACCCGAUGGUAUCAAGCUGGGGCCUUCUACCCAUUCUUCCGGGGACAUGCACACAUCGAUACUCGCAGGCGCGAGCCCUAUAUGCUUGGAGAGCCAUAUACCACGAUCAUGACGAAAGCCUUGCGACUGAGGUAUGCCUUACUUCCAGCAUGGUAUACCGCUUUCCACGAAGCUUCCACGGACGGGUACCCCAUCAUCCGGUCACAGUACUUUAUGCACCCUGAAGACGAGAAGGGCUACGCGAUAGAUGAUCAGUUUUAUCUUGGUUCCACCGGCCUAUUGGUCAAGCCUGUCACCGCCGAGGGAGCCGAGAGUGUUGACAUUUAUCUGUCCGAUGAAGAGAAGUAUUUCGAUUAUUUCGACUACACUAUCUAUUCUGGCGGAUCGAAGACUCACAAGGUUGAUGCGCCGCUGGACAGAAUCCCCAUACUCAUGCAAGGCGGGCAUGUUAUCCCAAGGAAAGAUAGGCCACGAAAGAGUUCAGGACUGAUGAAAUGGGACCCGUACACUCUUGUUGUAGUACUCAACAAGAAGGGAGAGGCCGAGGGAACUCUCUACGUCGACGACGGGGAAACAUUUGACUACCAACAAGGAGCUUAUAUUCACCGGAGGUUUACCCUGUCAGAUGGAGUCUUGAAAAGUAUUGAUAUCGGCACCAAGGGCUCCAAGACCGCCAGUUAUCUCAAGUCUAUGACGGAUGUCAAGGUCGAGAAGGUCAUCGUCGUCAACGCGCCUAAUGAUUGGUCGGCAACCAACGAGGUCACGGUGGCAGAAGGAGACAAGGGAACCUCAACUGCCGACCUGACUUUCCACGCGGCGUCAGGCCACAAGGCUGCUUGGGCCGUGGUUCGAAGUCCGGGAGUUUGCAUUGGGAGUGCCUGGAGCAUUACUUUCCCCAGGAUCUCGAGUCAAAAGAUUGACUUGUAA
Capronia coronata CBS 617.96 is the source of this 2859-nucleotide messenger RNA. RefSeq names its product alpha 1,3-glucosidase. The record is from RefSeq and is a predicted model, not a curated record. The coding region runs from base 1 to 2859 and encodes 952 amino acids. NCBI's taxonomy places the organism in Eukaryota, Fungi, Ascomycota, Eurotiomycetes, Chaetothyriales, Herpotrichiellaceae. Gene Ontology annotation, biological process: carbohydrate metabolic process; N-glycan processing. Gene Ontology annotation, molecular function: carbohydrate binding; alpha-glucosidase activity. Gene Ontology annotation, cellular component: glucosidase II complex. The transcript has a single exon.